Molecule: messenger RNA, 852 nt
Organism: Colletotrichum costaricense
Lineage: Eukaryota; Fungi; Ascomycota; Sordariomycetes; Glomerellales; Glomerellaceae
Product: esterase/lipase
Exons: 1
Coding region: 1-852 (283 amino acids)
Molecular function (GO): lipase activity
Source: RefSeq, a predicted model, not a curated record
AUGAGUCUUUUGUCAUCGUUUGCGGCGGACUCCGCAUGGCCGCUGUGGGAUAGCGAACCCAUCGAUGGGGCAUUCGAACUCGACCUUUCACAAGGAACUAUCGAUCAAGGAGUUGUCAAAGCAGUUUCAAGACCAUGGUUAUUUGGAUACAAACCAACAGCGAAGUCAAACGGACGCGCGGUGCUCAUUCUGGGUGGUGGCGGCUACAUCGAGCUCAUGGUGGGCCGUGAAGGUGUCGCUGUCGCACGCUGGCUCGCUUCUCUCGGUUUCGAGGCCUUUGUACUUGUGCACCGAUUCCCGACAGCAGAAACAGGACCCCAGGCCCCCGUCGACGAUGCCAGACAGGCGUUGCGUCUGAUCGAAGAGAAGGCGGCGCCAGCGAGGUUAGCAUUGUGCGGUCUGUCCUCCGGCGGCCACCUUGCGUCCGCGCUGCUGGCCGAGUACCCGGCUUCAUGGGCGUCUUCUUCCGGGGCACCGGUGCCGAAGCCGGAGUUCGCCAUCAUUGGAUACGGACCUAUCUCUACCAAUGCCAAGGGGCACACCAUUAUUCCCAAUAAGGCACCCCUCGAGCCGCCGGCGAAGCAGGAGCUUUACGAUGUUGUCAUCCCCGAUCAGCAGAUUUCGCGCCCGGCACCGCCAACCUUUAUUGUGUAUUCUGCCAGCGAUCCCGUGGUGCCUGUGGUGAACGCAUACCGGCUUGCGCAGGGGUUGCAAGCAGCGGAGGGGUCUGUCGAGCUCCACGUUUUUGCUGACGCGCCCCACGGCUUCGCUUUGGACACUGAAGGGUUGCCGGUCUCGAAAUGGCCCUCAAUGGCCGAGGAGUGGUUACGGCAGAGAGGAUAUCUGGCAUAA